Molecule: messenger RNA, 175 nt
Organism: Acaulospora morrowiae
Lineage: Eukaryota; Fungi; Glomeromycota; Glomeromycetes; Diversisporales; Acaulosporaceae
Source: the annotation of a GenBank genome assembly
AUGGCCCAGACGAAAACCAUUUCCGAAAGUCCCUAUGCAAAGAAAGCAUCGAAAUAUUUGGAAAUUUUAAAUCAGUUGCGUCGUAUCGGUGCACAGUUUGCUGUUAACUUGCCUACAAUUGUUUUUUGUGGUAACCAAUCCGCUGGAAAAAGUUCGUUGCUAGAGGCAAUUUCCG